This is a messenger RNA of Dicrocoelium dendriticum, 312 nucleotides long. The record is from the annotation of a GenBank genome assembly. NCBI's taxonomy places the organism in Eukaryota, Metazoa, Platyhelminthes, Trematoda, Plagiorchiida, Dicrocoeliidae.
AUGCCAUUCGUUCCACGGAAUUGGCCACUCGAAUGCUAUUCCCUAAAACGCGACUUGAUCCUCCUCACGCUGAACAUGAAGUACCUAGUUCCUCACUUGACGCUGUCCACCGACCUCAAUCCGAUAGAGCGUGACUAUUUGUUGAAUUAUCUUGAUCCAUCUGCCGGUCUGUUGUCCGCUAGCCAUACUGAUCUCCCUCUAUCUACAUCGUCCGAUCUUGGAUCAUGGUUGCGAAACAUCCUUCUGUCGACUAACAAGAACGCGAACACGUCAGCUACUCUGCGGUUGUGCAUCCAAAAAGGGGUUUUCUGA